AUGAUAUUAAAACAAACUAUUCAAACAAAAAUGUUAGAUGAAAACGUUUCUACGAUUAAAUCUGAACAGAACGAUAAAUCAGAAGUAAACAGUAACAAUAAAAAUUCUAAUUCACAUACAGCAUCUUAUGUUGUUGAUUAUGGGCCAAUUCGUGUUCGUCAUCGACAAAGUAAAUCACAAACAUUGUCUACAGGUCGUCGAUCAAGAGAGCAACAAUUGUAUGGUGAAGAUGCGAUUAAACGUGAAUUACGACGUGAAAAAAAUCGAUUAGCUGCUCGUCAUUUAAAAAGAACUAGAGAUCAAAUUGAAUCAGAUCUUCUUCAAACAAUUAAAGAACUUGAACAUGAACAACAUUGUUUAGAAGAUCAACAUAAAAAAUUAGAAGAACAUAAAGCGCAAUUGACUAGAGCUGUAUAUAAUGCUAAACAAACUCCAUUUAUUCCAUUAGUUACUGAUAUGAAUAUUCCUAUACUAUUUGGACCACAACAACGACGUGAUCUUUUAAUUGAUCUUCAACCAUUGCUAAAAAUUCUUGAUGAGACAUGUUCUAUGUCUGACAAUUAA
Molecule: messenger RNA, 564 nt
Organism: Rotaria sordida
Lineage: Eukaryota; Metazoa; Rotifera; Eurotatoria; Philodinida; Philodinidae
Source: the annotation of a GenBank genome assembly